Oryzias latipes (Japanese medaka) is the source of this 2541-nucleotide messenger RNA. The record is from RefSeq and is a predicted model, not a curated record. NCBI's taxonomy places the organism in Eukaryota, Metazoa, Chordata, Actinopteri, Beloniformes, Adrianichthyidae.
CUCUACUACCCUCCACUGACCCCGACAACCCAAAACCCCACAGCCCCUGUAUGGGUCAAUUCCCCGUACAGAUGCAUGUGACUGAGGCUUUACCUAUCUUAAGAGUUUGUACUUUGGCCCGCUAACUCUUGUCCAGGUGGCGUCUAACUCUAACCGAAGAGUUUUCAAAGUUUUCAUUCUGCCGGAUUAGGACCAGACUGAAGUCUUCAAAAGGUCUCUAAGUCCUAAUGAGGUCAGUGAAUAAGUUAUAGAAAGUCCUCAAAUGGCAACACGUACACACAUCCACACACAUCGAGCUAAAGGACACUUGAAGGAGAUGUAACCUGAACUUCUCUGAGCCGCUGAAAGCUUCAACUGUCUUCUGAAAGCUGCUUUGUUCCUUCAUAUGUUUUUUGUCCGUGAACCCAGGAGAGGAUCAGGAAACAUUUGCAGAUGUCUUCCUCUCAGAGGUACUGCAUCUUCAGGCUGGAACCUCCUCCGCCUGUGGAGCGGGGAGCUUUAACCUUGUCCCUUCACCUCCCGUUUCAUUAAACGUGUUGACGUGCUGAGCGUGUCUCCUCUGAGGAAACGCUGGGAGGACGGCGCAGAAACGCUUUCUGGUCAUUCAGAGCUGCAGGAGCUGCUGGAGCAGGAGCCCAUCCAGGUAUGUGCAGGACCCUGACGCAAGCAGAGAGACGAAGCCUGAAAAGCGGAUUCUGAAAGGUCAAACAAGACUGGAGAUUCAUCAGAAAAUGAAUGAAAUUAGUUAGAUUGGAGUUUUUUUCAUAACUGUUGUUCUGCCAUGUUUUUUUCCUUCUGUAAUCGGACAAAUGAAGAACUUUUUAGUGACUGAACCCGCCUAAAACAGGUUAAAACAAACAUUAAGGCAAUGAUCUGGAAAUGAAAGAGCAUUUAUGCUACUGUGCUUCACCUGUUAGGAGUGGACAUAUAGACUCUGUUUCUGUAGGUUUUCAUCUGAACAGACCUUCGACUAGCGUGCUCAUCUUUUUCCUGUUAUUUGCUCAGAAGAGACAUUUGGUUUAAUCACCAGAAUUUGUCUCCAGGUUUAAACCUCUAAUGUUUAGAAACAGCAGCAGAAAAAUACGCAGAACUCUGACUCCUGUGGUGCAGGACGCUCUCACACAGCAGUCAGUCGAGCCAACAGGAUUCCCUGUUCUGGAGGUUUGAUCUUUUAAAUGUCACUUUGUGUUUACCUGCCGUUCUCACAGAAAAUGUUUCUUUUCUGGCUCCUCUGUGGUAGAAAGUGAAGCCGACUUCUUUGGCAGCCUGAAGCGGAUCUUUCUUAUAACAGCGGAGAUGUGAAAUAUUAAGCAAAAAGUGAUUUUAUGGUCAUUUUUCCCCUCUAGGAAGUGAAAGGUGUCAAUCGGAAUGUUGCUGAAACCGUCCUGCUUGUUUCUGUUUCAAGCUUUUGUUGCGUUCAGGGGUCGUCAUGCUCCCCACCAACAGCACGGAGCUGCAGUCGCUCCUGCUCUCCUUCCUGCACCACUGCCUCAACGGCACCAACCUCCACGCUCAGAACCACACCACCCAGCAUGCCGUGCAGGCUGGGGGCGGAGUCCGGGCCCAGUCGCAGGGCGUCGUGUACAUUUUCCUGGUGGUGGGCAUGUUCAGCUUCUGCUCCUUCGGCAUCAUGCUCAGCUACAUCCGCUCCAGGAAGCUGGAGAGCUCCCAGGACCCGUACCACCAGUACAUCGCACACGACUGGACCGCCGUGGCGGCGCCGAGCCGGGUCGUGGCCGAGGCCCUCCACAGGGAGGCUGGCAGGGAGGGGCCCAUUAUCUUCUGCAACCCCGCAGCAGCUGCAGGGGCCGAGCACGGCCUCCAGUGAUCUGAACGUAAAAACUGAGGACUUCCUGGAACGUUGGUCACCAGGAAACACGCGACUCAGUGAACGUGUCCUGGAAUUACAAGAUUAAUGUCAGACUUGGACGCACGGACCUGACAAACAACUACAACUGUGCAAAAAUACAAGUAACACCCAAAGAAACCUUCUGCUGAUGUGGAGGAACAUUUGACUGUAAUAUUAUUUGGUUUGACUUCAUAAAAAGUUAAAAACAAAACACGCUAAACCGAAACAAAAUGAAGGAAAACCACGAGUGACGGCGUAUGGCCCUGGACACGCCCUCGCACCCUUUAGACCCGCCCUCACUGUGGAUGGACACGCCCCUCAUGCUCCCCCUCACUCUCAUGUCAGAUCUGCAUGUGACAAAGUCAGGAAAACAACUUCUUUUCCUCAAAUGUCAGCAUUUCUGUUGGUUUUAUCUCCAUAACAACUUCAUUGGGAAAAGUAAUAAAGGUUUUUGUUCACCAGAUUUUAUGUCAUAUUCUUUUGUUCAGCUCCAGUCAACCAUCCAUGGAUUACCUUUUCCCUGUAUUCCGGUAAACAUGUGCGAGCAACGGCCAAAACACACCUUUGGCGAGCUCGCCGCGCUGACAAACUUCAACCGCCAAGGAGCUUCUCAGUGAUGCUUGAGGAGUUGGGAGGUGACGGAUCGAAGGCGGAGUUUAAAUUUGUAGAAGGUAAAGAAGACUUUGGGGGGA